CAAGCGCCACCGUUCCGCCCUACCAGCUCCAGCCCGCCGCCCACCAGCCUGCAGGCUCCGCAUCGUCCUCGCAGGCCCGGCCCUCCGCACACCUCGCACGGAGAGGAAAACUAUGGAGGUGGUUUCCGCCCGUAGGCGGGUGGAAAAGCCCAUGGUGAAUGCCUCGGGGUCUCCCCCAUCGCUGCGGGAAAGGGAAAGGGAGGAGGAAAUGAACUUCACUCCCCAAGAGAACUACCCGUAUUCCCAACCUGAGGGGAAGCCUUUGGAUGGAAGGGAAGCCAAGGGGGAACCCUGGGCACUUCUCCGGGAAUCCACUCGCCAAGGGAGGGUCACUCGGUGCGCACAAAUUGGUUACUAUGACAAUACAACUGCAGCCUUCAGUUGCCUUGGCAGCUGCUUAUCCAAUCCGAUUGGUUUCUUUUCUUCCCUGGGGCUCCACCCUAUCCCCUCCAACAGUCUCCCAGCGUGAAGGGGGAGGGGCCGCAGAAAAAAAGGAGGGGGGUCCUUUAGCGUCACUCUAGGGCUCGAGGGCAGAUCAGAAACGAGGGACUGGCGGCCGGAACUGUACGAGGAAGGGGAGGCGUUUCCGGUACGGAAGAGUGGAGGGGUGGAAAAAGGAAGCUAGAAAUUGGGUGGAGUGGAAAGACGGGGGAAGACUUUCAGUGUAACUCCCAGUUGAUUUGGGCUCAAUGUUCCCGGUGAGGGUGGGGUUGCCCCCUCGCGCGGGAGGAGAGGGGUGGAUUGGCCGGAAGCCGCCGAGCGUCUCCAGCGGGCUACUCAGCAGCCGCGCAGGUGCAGCCGAGCUAACAGAUCCCAAGAGGGAGCGCUACCGAAAGGCGGAAAUCGCCAGGAGGGACCGGCGCCGCUGAAAUCUCGCGAGAGAGACCCCCACACUUCCUUCCUCUACUUCUCCCUCCUCUUUCCCCCGCCCCCAUCCCUCCUCCCUCCCCCUCCCCCUCCCGGGUCGGAGUGUCCCUGCGCCCCACGGGCCGGAGCAGCAGCGAGAGCAGCUUUCCCCGCUCCCUCCCCCUCGCCUCACUCACCCCCACCCCCCCGCCGAGCGAGGAGGAGCCGGAGGAGAGGAAGAUGGCGGCGGCCGCCAGCACCCGCGGUGCCGCGGGGCCGCUCCGAGGAGCCUGAGAGACCCACAGAGGCUUCGCGGGAAGACGCGGGCGGCGGAGGAUGAGCCUGCAGAGCGCGCAGUAUCUCCGGCAGGCAGAAGUCCUGAAGGCUGACAUGACAGAUUCUAAGCUGGGUCCAGCUGAGGUCUGGACAUCCAGGCAGGCUCUGCAGGACCUGUACCAGAAAAUGCUAGUUACUGAUUUGGAAUACGCUUUAGACAAGAAAGUAGAACAGGAUCUCUGGAAUCAUGCCUUUAAGAAUCAGAUCACAACACUACAAGGCCAGGCAAAGAAUCGAGCAAACCCGAAUCGGAGUGAAGUUCAGGCAAACCUUUCUCUGUUCCUAGAGGCAGCUAGUGGCUUCUAUACUCAGUUAUUACAAGAACUGUGUACAGUGUUUAAUGUAGAUUUACCAUGCCGUGUAAAGUCUUCCCAAUUGGGAAUUAUCAGCAAUAAACAGACGCAUACCAGCGCCAUAGUGAAGCCACAGUCCAGCUCCUGUUCCUAUAUCUGCCAGCACUGCCUCGUCCACCUUGGAGACAUUGCUCGAUACAGAAACCAGACCAGCCAGGCAGAGUCCUACUAUAGGCAUGCAGCUCAGCUUGUCCCUUCGAAUGGUCAGCCUUACAAUCAGUUGGCUAUCUUAGCUUCUUCCAAAGGAGACCAUCUGACCACAAUUUUCUACUACUGCAGAAGCAUUGCUGUGAAGUUCCCUUUCCCAGCUGCCUCUACUAAUCUACAAAAAGCACUUUCUAAAGCACUGGAAAGCCGGGAUGAGGUGAAGACCAAGUGGGGUGUUUCUGACUUCAUCAAGGCCUUUAUAAAAUUUCACGGUCAUGUGUACCUGAGUAAGAGCUUGGAAAAGUUGAGCCCUCUUCGAGAGAAAUUGGAAGAACAAUUUAAGAGGCUGCUGUUCCAAAAAGCUUUCAACUCUCAGCAGUUAGUUCACGUCACUGUCAUUAACCUGUUUCAACUUCAUCACCUUCGUGACUUUAGCAAUGAAACAGAACAGCAUAGUUAUAGCCAAGAUGAGCAGCUGUGUUGGACACAGCUGCUGGCCCUCUUUAUGUCUUUUCUUGGCAUCCUGUGCAAGUGUCCUCUCCAGAACAAGUCUCAGGAGGAAUCCUACAAUGCCUAUCCCCUACCUGCAGUCAAGGUCUCCAUGGACUGGCUGAGACUCAGACCCAGGGUCUUUCAGGAAGCAGUGGUAGAUGAAAGACAGUACAUUUGGCCCUGGCUAAUUUCUCUUCUGAAUAGUUUUCAUCCCCAUGAAGAGGAUCUUUCAAGUACCAAUGCUACACCGCUUCCAGAGGAAUUUGAGUUACAAGGAUUCUUGGCUUUGAGACCUUCUUUCAGGAACUUGGAUUUUUCCAAAGGCCACCAGGGUAUUACAGGAGACAAAGAGGGUCAGCAGCGACAAAUACGGCAGCAGCGCUUGAUCUCUAUAGGCAAAUGGAUCGCAGAUAAUCAGCCAAGGCUGAUUCAGUGUGAAAAUGAGGUAGGGAAAUUGUUGUUUAUCACAGAAAUCCCAGAGUUAAUACUGGAAGACCCCAGUGAAGCCAAAGAGAACCUCAUUCUGCAAGAGACAUCCAUGAUAGAAUCCCUGGCUGCCGAUGGGAACCCAGGACUGAAGUCAGUGCUGUCUACAGGCCGGAAUCUAAGCAACAACUGUGACACAGGAGAGAAACCAGUGGUCACCUUCAAAGAGAACAUUAAGCCACGAGAAGGGAACAGAGACCAAGGAAGAAGUUUUCCUCCCAAAGAGGUAAAAUCACAGACAGAAUUAAGAAAGACUCCAGUGUCUGAAGCCAGGAAAACACCUGUAACUCAAACCCCAAGUCAAGCAAGUAACUCCCAGUUCAUCCCCAUUCAUCACCCUGGAGCCUUUCCUCCUCUUCCCAGCCGGCCAGGGUUCCCGCCCCCAACAUAUGUUAUCCCCCCUCCUGUGGCAUUUUCUAUGGGCUCAGGUUACACCUUCCCAGCUGGUGUUUCUGUCCCAGGAACCUUUCUUCAGCCUACAGCUCACUCUCCAGCAGGAAACCAGGUGCAAGCUGGGAAACAGUCCCACAUUCCUUACAGCCAGCAACGGCCCUCUGGACCAGGGCCAAUGAACCAGGGACCUCAACAACCACAGCCACCUUCUCAGCAACCCCUUACAUCUUUACCAGCUCAGCCAACAGCACAGUCUACAAGCCAGUUGCAGGUUCAAGCUCUAGCUCAGCAACAGCAGUCCCCUACAAAAGCUGUGCCAGCUUUGGGGAAAAGCCCUCCUCACCACUCUGGAUUCCAGCAGUAUCCACAGGCAGAUGCCUCCAAACAGCUGUGGAAUCCCCCUCAGGUUCAAGGCCCAUUAGGGAAAAUCAUGCCUGUGAAACAGCCCUACUACCUUCAAACCCAAGACCCCAUAAAACUGUUUGAGCCGUCAUUGCAACCUCCUGUAAUGCAGCAACAGCCUCUAGAGAAAAAAAUGAAGCCUUUUCCCAUGGAGCCAUAUAACCAUAAUCCCUCAGAAGUCAAGAUCCCAGAAUUCUACUGGGAUUCUUCCUACAGCAUGGCUGGUAACAGAGCUGUAAUGUCACAGCAAGCCAACAUGGACCGCAGGGGCAAACGGUCCCCAGGAGUCUUCCGUCCAGAGCAGGAUCCUGUGCCCAGGAUGCCAUUUGAGAAAUCCUUACUGGAGAAGCCCUCGGAGCUCAUGUCACAUUCAUCCCCUUUCCUGUCCCUCACCGGAUUCUCUCUCAAUCAGGAAAGAUAUCCCAAUAACAGUGUGUUCAAUGAGGUAUAUGGAAAAAACCUGACAACCAGCUCCAAAGCAGAACUUAACCCUACGAUUGCCCCCCAGGAAACAUCACUCUACUCCCUUUUUGAGGGGACUCCGUGGUCUCCAUCACUUCCAGCCAGUUCAGAUCAUUCAACACCAGCCAGCCAAUCUCCUCAUUCCUCCAACCCAAGCAGCCUGCCAAGCUCCCCUCCAACACACAACCAUAAUUCUGUCCCAUUCUCCAACUUUGGACCCAUUGGGACUCCAGAUAACAGGGAUAGGAGAACUGCAGAUCGGUGGAAAACUGAUAAGCCAGCCAUGGGUGGAUUUGGCAUUGAUUAUCUCUCAGCAACAUCAUCCUCUGAGAGCAGUUGGCAUCAGGCUAGCACUCCAGGUGGUUCCUGGACAGGCCAUGGCCCCUCCAUGGAGGAUUCCUCUGCUGUCCUCAUGGAAAGCCUAAAGUCUAUCUGGUCCAGUUCCAUGAUGCAUCCUGGACCUUCCGCUUUGGAGCAGCUGUUAAUGCAGCAGAAGCAGAAACAGCAGCGGGGACAAGGCACCAUGAACCCUCCACACUGAGGCCAAAGUGGCAUCCCUGGGAAUGAAGGCUCCAUAAACCAUGGCAUGUUGGGUUUGCAGGACUGGCCCACACAGUCCCCUGCAGGUGGCAGCCCUCUUUUCUGUUUCUUGCUGUUGAGAGGGUGUAAGUGUUCCACCAGCCCGCUGAGUGUGCACGAAAUGUCUGCAGUGCAACAAAAAGAAAAAACCAUCAGGAACUCUCCGUCCCCCCGGGCCUUCCGGAGGGAGAGAGGAACUGCUGUUUGUCUCACUCAGUUACCUGAUGUCACCGCCUCUCACCUUCUCCACCGUGCAUGUCCCCAGCCACAUGGGAAGUGAAAGCUGAGAAGGGAAGGCAGAUGGGAGAAGCCAAUGGGAACUUCUCAGUCCUUUUUUCCUCUUUGGGGAAUAAAAUAGGAAUCCAUUAAUGAUUGCUUUGCUGACUGAGAAUGUAGUUGAAAUUAUUCCUGAACAUCUUUUAUUAUUAUUAUUAUUACUCCCAGUAGUAAAUAUCACACUGAAUUCUUCCAUACACAGAUGUGCUUCUUCUAGUCAGUGUGUAGCAAGGAGAGCCCCGUGCACUGCUCCUGUUGGUGAGAGGUUGGUGGUGACAGGAUGGGGAAACUGACCUCUUCAGCCAGUGGAAACGUUCCAUAAGGGAGAGGACGAGGCCUCAACUUGACUCAGAAGGUUCUGGUGGGCCCGCCUCUGGCCUGGAGACUCCAGCAGGAAAUGCCCUUCACUCUGUAGGUGCUCGAGCCCCAGUCGAGGAUGCAGCGUGGGUGGUGGUGCUGGGCUGGACUAGCAGACGACUGCUGUAGGAUUUUAAAUUAAUGUUUUUGACUCCUGUACAUUUUAUGGUAGCAUAGCAAGCAGUCUCACGGAAGGCAGGCUAGCCAUUCACGGCCUGACACACUGUAAUAGGUAGAAGCUUUCAGUGUGGUUUUUGUUGUUGUUUGGGUUUUGUGCCCCCCAUCCUACUUACCACCCACCUCCUCCUCGUCCCUACCUCCAUCCCUCUUCUGCCCUCUGCUGCGUGCUAGUCGUCGUUUUUACUCCUCAUGUGUACAACAUCUCACCAAGAAGCAAGAGCAUGGGGUCCAGCAGUUGGGACCCGAAAGACAGUCUGGAGAGGAAGCGAGCGGCAGCGGCGUCUGCACCGCCCACAGAGGGGCCGGGCCCCCGCCCAGCUGCAGUCUCCCAGCCUCUGCUUUCAGAGUGAAAUUCAAGGCAACACGGACACGUGUGCAUCACGCACAGAAGAAGACACAACGCAGUCCAUUCUGGAAAAGGCGAAAGAAAGGAAAAUAAACUUUUAUUUGAUAUUUAUUAGAAGGAAAGAGGACUGAAAAUUUUCUUGUGUAGAGACAGAAGAAAAGCAUUUCUGAUAGUCAUUUCCUGGAAAAGUAAUAUUUUAAGGGGAAAUUAUGAAAACAAUCUAAAUGUCCAGUUGCUGUGCUAGGGUAGGGUUAUUUUCUGGGAGGUCUCUCCUUUGCGUGUGUGUGUGAGUGUUCAUGCACGCACUCCGGCCCAUCUGCUCUCCGGGAGGGGAGGGAAGUGCGUGUGAGUGUGUGGAGCUAGCGUGGGACUUGAGAGCUGCAAAACAGCUGCAGAGCAAAGCACAUCCAGGAGCCCCGGUCGUCACUGGAGUCUGGGCAACCCCAGCAAAGGAAAGGGGUGAGAUCAAUGCUCGUUGCUCUUCCAAGAGAGUGGUUGGAGUCCCGUAUGCUUCCAUUAUUGCUUUUAGUUUGACAUGGUGUUUGGGUUUUUUUGUUUGUUUUAUUUUGAAAGGUCUGAAAGGGUGACGUCCCCCACCUAAUGGCAAUAUGAAACCCUUUGUGCUUCUCUCCAGCCCCUUCCCCGGCCCACCUUGCUCCAGUUCCCUCCCUCCCAAGCCUCCUUCCCUGCUGCCUUUACCCACUUUGUGUGUGUGAGCUCUGCAUUCAGGCAGCUGCAACAUUCCAGUGUUUGAACUGUCACCAAUUCUUGCACCUCAAGCUAACCGGCUUCACCGUCUCGCUCCUGUAGUGCCCACGUCCCAUCUGCAGCCCCAUUUCUGCAUGAGAAUUUGGUGUUUGGAAUGUUUUCUGACUCCUGGGGCGGGGUUCCUCGCCUUAUCAUCCUCAGUGUGGAGUAAUGAGGGAGAGGAGAAUCUUUAUCAGAAACUGGUUUUGUGUAGUAAAGUUUUCUUUUGUAUUUUUUUUUUUGUUUUUUUGUUUUUGUUUUUUUUUUGGUUUUUUUUUUCUGUUUUGUUUUGGUCUGUCUGUGCAAGACCUGCAGCUGCUGAAAUCAGCUUUGCCUUUAAUUAAACCAUGUUCUCUCCAACCA
This is a messenger RNA of Sus scrofa (pig), 6765 nucleotides long. It is a transcript of the gene SMG7, whose product is annotated as SMG7 nonsense mediated mRNA decay factor. Gene Ontology annotation, molecular function: telomeric repeat DNA binding; protein binding; telomerase RNA binding. Gene Ontology annotation, cellular component: telomerase holoenzyme complex. NCBI's taxonomy places the organism in Eukaryota, Metazoa, Chordata, Mammalia, Artiodactyla, Suidae. Gene Ontology annotation, biological process: nuclear-transcribed mRNA catabolic process, nonsense-mediated decay. The record is from RefSeq and is a predicted model, not a curated record.